Messenger RNA from Micropterus salmoides (largemouth bass), 3825 nucleotides. RefSeq names its product solute carrier family 35 member F3b (gene slc35f3b). The transcript is spliced from 8 exons. Gene Ontology annotation, cellular component: membrane. NCBI's taxonomy places the organism in Eukaryota, Metazoa, Chordata, Actinopteri, Centrarchiformes, Centrarchidae. The coding region runs from base 186 to 1700 and encodes 504 amino acids. The record is from RefSeq and is a predicted model, not a curated record.
UGCCUCCAGGACCAGGCAGCAUCCAGUGCAGAGCGCACCCUUUUAUGUUGAAACAGUGUGCGCUGUAGCGGCCAGGCAGGCAUAUGUUUGUGGGGGUGAGAAGGAGCAGGACGGUGGUACUUGUCUCCGGCAGGCUUGAUGAGGAUUUAGAUUUCGAGUAGUUGCCCAGCUUAGUGGCUUUGAGGAUGUACGGUGAUGGGGAGGGCACAGUGUGGGACCGGGUCGGACCGCCCCACCGGGACUGUAUGUGCUACCUUGGACCUCCUACUACUUUGAUGCCGAUCGGGAUGCGCAAGUCGCCCGACGUGAGCCCCAGAAGGCUUUCGGAUAUCAGCCCUCAACUCAGGCAGCUCAAGUACCUGGUGGUGGACGAGGCCAUCAAAGAGGACCUCAAGUCCUCCCGCUCAGUUGAGGACAUCAACAGCGCAUCCAUAGAGGAGCGAAUAUUGCGAAUCACCGGCUAUUAUGGAUAUCAGCCUUGGAGUGCAAGCUACAAAAGAGAAGACCGCGCCAGGGAGAAUGUGGUGGGCACCACAGACGCACAGACGGCUUGUGGUGUGGCAGGAGCAGAGUCCGGCACCAGCAGACGGAAGCUCCACUGCUGCAUCAGAGUAACGACCUUACAGGUGCGGAAGGCCCUGUGGGGGGUCGCCAUGGUGAUAUGCGUGUGCACGUCUUGGGCAGGCUCCACCCAGCUGGCCAAGCUGACCUUUAAGCAGUUUGACGCUCCCUUCACCCUCACCUGGUUCGCCACCUCCUGGAACUGCCUCUUCUUCCCCCUCUAUUACAUUGGCCACCUGUGCAAGAGUCCAGAGAGGCAGACACCCAGACAGAGGUUCAGAGAGUGCUGUAGGUUUUUCGGGGACGAUGGGCUGACACCGAAGGUCUUUUUCACUAAGGUAGCUCCCUUUGGCCUGCUGUGGAUCCUCACCAACUACCUGUACCUGCAGGCCCUCAGGAAGAUCAACACAACAGACGUGUCAGCGCUCUUCUGUUGUAACAAGGCCUUUGUCUUCCUGCUGUCUUGGAUUGUACUCAGAGACCGCUUCAUGGGGGUCAGGAUCGUCGCUGCUAUCUUGGCCAUAGCAGGCAUUGUAAUGAUGACCUAUGCUGAUGGAUUCCACAGCCACUCAGUCAUCGGCAUCACUUUUGUAGUGGCCUCUGCUUCGAUGUCAGCGCUCUACAAGGUGCUCUUCAAGAUGGUCCUGGGCAGUGCCAAAUUUGGAGAGGCUGCACUCUUUUUGAGCAUUGUCGGGAGCGCCAACUUUAUUUUCAUCAGCUUUGUGCCGGUCAUCCUGUAUUUUACACAUGUGGAGUACAUCGGUUCACUUGGAGACAUCCCCUGGGCCUACCUCUGCGGGGUUGCAGGCCUACUUUUGGCUUUCAACAUCCUGGUGAACUUUGGCAUUGCGAUAACAUACCCAACUUUAAUUUCCCUUGGCAUCGUCUUAAGUGUUCCUGUAAAUGCCAUGGUGGACCUCUAUACAUGUGAAAUUCAUUUCAACACAGUGCGCCUCAUUGCUGUGUUCAUCAUCUGCCUGGGUUUCCUCAUGCUGCUGUUACCGGAGGACUGGGACCAGUGCAUCAUCCAGCUCAGCACAAAGCUGCGCAAACGUGACGAGCCAGCAGAGGGCAGCGCAGAGGCAGGGCUCAACUGGAGGGGGAGAAGCAGGACCUCCAUGUCAACAUUUGCACAUUAACUCCAUGAAAUAUUAACAUGCAAACACACACAUACACAAGGAGGGAGACACAUUAACACCUCUAAGUGUUGAUGUUGGGACAAUUGACCUGCCCUCUCUUUCACGCAGCUCCCUGAGUGAAAAAAAAAAAAGAAAAGUAUUUCAGACUGUUCUCCAAUCAGUCAACAUUACAGCCAAGAGGGGAGAUGCAGAAGGCACAGACUCUGUAUCAUUCAUUUCCCAUCCAUUCCACUCGGAAGUAAUCCAAGUUGGCGCACGGACUAUCAAUUGUAAUCCUUUUUACCCCAAAAGAUUAUCAGGUAUAACUGAUUGAGUCAUGUAUUAAUUUUGCUGCACCUCUUAAUCAUUCCAUUCACUACAUCCUUGCGCCUGGGAAGACUUGCCAAUUUGCCUGAUAUUUUUCAGCUCUAAGGAAAAAAAGACACUUUUUGAGGCAGGCCUAACACCUUGUGGACUUACUUUCUUUAUCAUGUACACAUUUACACACCUUUAAGAUCCAAAGACGAAUGCCUGAAAUGCUGAAUGCCUGAAAACUAAGGGGAGGCCCACAGUGGCGUCCCUCAGGUGUAAACUUAAUGACAAGUACCUGCCUUUCAUGCACUGUACAUAGCUGUGUUUCACACCUUGGGUGUCCUGGAGCUGUGGACCCAAUGGGCUCAUCGGGUGUGAAGGGACCUGUCUGGACAUCUGAGGAUCAAUCUGAGCUGGAGAAGCUUUCACAACGCCUCACUCUGUUCAUCCUGAGAGAGAGAGGUUAGGUCUUUUUAGACCACAUUGAUUGGCCCCCUGUGGUUAUGUGCUUUCUUGGGGCCAAUCUCCUGCUCUGUCAAUGCUGACACCCAAUUGCUCAGGCCCAGACUUUAUUCAAGAAAGAUCUAAAACCAGUAUCUUUAUUGCAAGGUUUUCAAUGCGCGAGAUGGUUGAAAUUUGUUUGUCAAGAAGUGUGAGUGCUUUCAGUCCAUCCAUGAAGCACUUGCCUCACAUUUUCAGUUGCUGAGACACUGGCAGCAAACAGUAUUAACAUUCUAUCAACCAAACAUUACUGAUAAUACAUGUAUUGCCAUUCAGAUUAUUUAAAAUGUGAUUUUUUUUUGCUGUUCAAACUAUUAUGUAGCUCACUGACAAUUAAUGCUUCCCAAUAUAUCCCAAUCUUUGGAUGGACUUAAAGCACUAACAGCUUACAUAAUAAGACAGACAAGCUUCAUGAACCCCUUUAAUAACUUUGAAUAUCAACCAUAGCUAUUACUGAGCUCCCUUGGAAUUUCGUAUCACAUUUAAGUGUCUAGACCCGCUAUGCACGCAAACUAAUCUGCGGCUAAAUACAUUCUUUCCCCCUGAAGAAAAUAACAGUAGUUGAAAAAUGUCUCACUGCUCGGGGAGAGGGCUAUUGACACAUGAGAAUGGCUCGCAUUGGUCCACUUCUGCUGUUUGUCAAAAAAAAGUCUUACUGUAUGUGUUUUCAUUAAUCACAUUUCUGAGGCAAGUCAACAACUGAGAUGGAUCUGAGGGCAAAUGAGGCACGUGCCGUGUGAAGCGCCCGGUAGAAACUCUGCCUUGUUGUGAAUGUAUGAACAUCACUCGACCACACAUGCUCGCUACCUGCUGUCUGUUUUUCACAGUGCCACCACAGACUGCUGCAGAGAGACUCUUUAAUACUUAUCCUUUGUUGUACUCAUCUGACCGAGUUGUUUUUUUUGGAACAAACUUUUGACGUAUCGUACAGGACUUUUUAUAUUUUUUGCAUUUGGUUGCUUACUAACCUCGGGGGGGGGGGGGAGGGGGUGAGUGAUACCUGCAGGGCGAGCAUGCACGUCCUGUAUGAGCAGAUACAGCUGGCAAGUCCACUUCACUGCCUUUUCUUUGUUUUGCAAUAGAGUACAAUAGCACUGUUUCCCAUUGUCAUUCUCUAUGACAAUAAAUAAUAAUAUUGUAUUCCUCUGGAAUUAUUGCUAGAAAUAAAUGUAAACCUUUGUAAGGAAUGAUGAUUUUUACACUGAGAUGCAACAUAUGAUUAGCACAUUUGAGGAAGAAAUAUUUAGAGUGUGAAUAAAUGAUGGGUUUAUUAGAUCUACUGUUGGGUAUCUUGAAGUGUAAUCACAUGUACUAUAUAAAAGACUUUUCUCAA